AUGUUGCUAACUAUAGUUAGUGGCGCGGCACCACCUGCACGUCUUGCGGGUACGCGUUUUUCCUCCGCAAUGGCUCCAAAUUAUAAUCUUAUGCCUGAAACGGCUCUUGCAAAGGCCAGAGGGAAAAAGCAAAGCGCUUUGGAUAUCCUUUAUGAUGUGAUGCGCUCUAGGAGGGCCAAAAUCUGGCAGAAAAAAAUAGAAGAACUUAUGUUAUUGUUCACAGAUCUUUGUGUCGAUCUCAAAAAGAAUGCUCAUUUCAAAAGAAUAAUACAUCAAUAUAAGAAUAUAACAGUGCAAGAGUGCCCAUCUUCACUUGAAGAAGUGUUGAGACACUAUUUCAAAUCCAUAAAAGUAAAAACAGAAGAGGCCAGACAGCAGUCCAAGGAAGCUGUUCCAUAUGUCGAAGAUCUAGACAUUUUGGAAACCCCUGAGAGCCUUAUGCUCAAUGCGGUAAGCGUCGAGGGUGCUCAAGAUCGUUCGGACAGGACAAUUCUAAUGCCUUGGCUUAAAUUUUUGUGGGACUCGUAUAGAAUAGGUUUAGAUUUGUUAAGAAGCAGCACAAAGUUUGAAAACAUGUAUCACGAGGUGGCCCGAGAAGGUAUGUGCGAAUAUUCAAUCUCAACUCUAGCCUACGAAUUUUGCCUGAAAUAUAAUCGAAAGGCCGAGUUCCGGAAGCUCAGCGAAAUGCUUCGGCAACACACUAUUAAAUUUCAAAAUCCCUUAACCCCAAAUGCCGCUAAUAGCGUCAACUUAUCAAAUCCGGAAACUCAAAUUCUCCACUUCAGCACUCGCCUCCAACAACUAGAUUAUGCUAUGGAGCUUGAAAUGUACAAUGAAGCUUUUAAAACAGUGGAAGAUAUCUGGAGUUUUGUACUCAUGUCGAAAAAGGUUUCGAAGCCCGUGCUUAUGGUGGACUAUUAUUCGAAAGCUGCUAAUCUUUUCUUACGCUCAGGAUGCUAUCUCUACCAUGCUGCAGCUCUUCAUAAAUUAAUUAAUUUGUAUCGGGACCAUAAAAAGUCAACUACGCGAGAUGAAUUGGCUGCUAUAGGCGCACGUGUGCUCUGUGCCACUCUUUCUAUUCCCCUUCCACAUGUCCGUAUCCAUUUCGACAAAUUUCCUGUAACUGGAGAACAGAAUACUGCAAAGCAGAAAACUUUGGCUAGCCUUUUAGGUCUCUCUCAGGUCCCCACAAGAGCUAGUCUAAUCAAUGAUCUUGUUAGGAAUCGGUUGCCCAUGCUUGUUUGUCCAGAGUUGCACCAACUUUACAACGCCAUUGAAGUGGACUUCCAGCCACUCAGCCUUGCUGAACGUGCUGCACCAGCCUUGACUUUUAUCUCAAGUGAUCCUGAACUUUCAGUUUAUAUUGAACAGCUUCAUGAGUGCCUCGUUUCGAAGACUUUGCUUCAGUUAUCUCAGGUCUACCGAACUCUCUCCAUAGACAGCCUUGUGAAGUUGUGUCCCUAUAUGCAUCCUCUACGGCUAGAGCGCUGUAUCGUUGAAUUCGUACAUAAUUUGGAGCUUCCCGUUCGUAUCGAUCACCGAACAAAGGCUGUUAUAUUUGAUGUGUUCACGGACCUUGGAAUUAGUCAGCGUCAAUAUGGUGGCCAAGGAGGUGAACAGAUUGGUACACCGGAUCAGCUUUCACGACAAUUAGUACUAUUUGCUGAAGCAUUAUUUCAAGUGACAGAAUUACUUCAAUCUUCGACCUUCUCGCCUGAGGCCUCGACUCUUAAUGAUCCCUUAGCUAUUCAGUCGUUUUUGUAUAGCAACGAUGCUGCUGCUGUUAAGCGACGUGCUGAUCUCAUCAUGGCUUAUCGGAAAGACGCCUCUCAGGAGCACCUAAAUCUUUUAGCCCGUCGUGACCUGAUUGAGGCACGCAAGGAGGCUCUCGAGCGUCUUCGAGAAACAAGGGAUCGUGUUUAUCUUGAGGAGGAGGCCCGCAGACGGGCAGAACGAGAGCGUGAUGCUGCAGACGAAGAGGCUCAUUUGGCUGAGGAAGCUAGACUACGGGAACAGCACAAAACUGAGGAGAAGCAGGCAAAGUUAAAGCAACGUAUUGCAACAGAGAACUUAAAGAUCAUCAUGGGCAGUGAGUUGGCCUCUUCAUUUGAUGUCUCUCAAAUCACGGACGAUAUGGAUGCAUUAAUAGAGAAAAAAAUGCAAGAAAUGAACAAGAAACGGCGGGAGAUUGCUGAAAAGGCUAAGAAACGUGCUACCAAGCUGGACUAUUUUGCUCGUGCCGCUCGCUUAGAAGAACUAGAUUUGCUUAAAGAGACGGCGAAAGUAGAUAUCCAGCAAGCCCGAGACCUUCAUUCACAAACGCAACGCGAAAUUGAAGAAAAGGCCAUACUAGAGCACCAGCAACGUCUCAAGGAUAGGCAGCGUCUA
Messenger RNA from Protopolystoma xenopodis, 2388 nucleotides. The record is from the annotation of a GenBank genome assembly. NCBI's taxonomy places the organism in Eukaryota, Metazoa, Platyhelminthes, Monogenea, Polystomatidea, Polystomatidae.